GAAGCGCCUCACAUCAGACCAGAAGCUGCAUCCACUUUCUGCGUCUGCUUUGUUAGAGAAUACAGAAACAAGCUAUCAGAAAUUCUAUUGGAAUUUGGAAAAUGCUUGAAUAUCAGGAGUCCGGAGCGAAAACAACACCAGGUCAUCGGAUUUCAUUUUCGAUUAUUGACAUAUUGGAUCCUAAAAAGUUCACAAGUAAAAAAUCACAUGAUGUGUCGGAGAAAGAACGGGCAUCAUCUUCAGAAAGCACAGAAUUUGGAAGUUUAGAGGAAAGUCCUGAGCACGAAGGAUCGUUUUCCAGCUCCAAAAAUAAAGCUGAUGAGCACCAAGGUUGCGUCAGGCUCCAUCCUCCUGAUCCAGAUGUUGACUUGGACUCAUCAGCCUCGCUCAGAAAUGUAAGAUCGGGCUUUUCUCCUUCUGAAGAACCGGAUGAGGCAGAUGAAGAGAGAAUGAGUCCAGCGCCGGAUGACGUGUCGCGUCAGCGGCGGCGACGCUCUGAUCACAGCUGCGCGAAGCCGCGGCGCGCCAGAACCGCGUUCACAUACGAACAGCUGGUGGCUCUGGAGAACAAAUUCCGCGCAACGCGUUAUUUAUCCGUUUGCGAGCGACUAAAUCUCGCGCUCUCUCUGAGCCUGACCGAAACCCAAGUCAAGAUUUGGUUCCAGAACCGAAGGACCAAGUGGAAAAAGCAAAACCCUGGCGCAGAGAGUUCCCUGCAACCCGGCACGAACAUCAGCCAGACCUGUGGGUCCACAUCUGCCCUCCACCCGCCAUUCAGCACCGGGAACGUCAUCUUUCAUUCUGGUCCAGUGCACCUGGCAUCUUCCGGUGGGCUUUUGCAUCCGUUUUUGCCCGAUGGCUUUCUCCAACCAGCAUUCUUCCCCCCUCACUUAUGA
Messenger RNA from Carassius auratus (goldfish), 896 nucleotides. Its product is annotated as NK1 transcription factor-related protein 2-like. Gene Ontology annotation, biological process: regulation of transcription by RNA polymerase II; cell differentiation. Gene Ontology annotation, cellular component: nucleus. The transcript is spliced from 2 exons. NCBI's taxonomy places the organism in Eukaryota, Metazoa, Chordata, Actinopteri, Cypriniformes, Cyprinidae. The record is from RefSeq and is a predicted model, not a curated record. The coding region runs from base 102 to 896 and encodes 264 amino acids. Gene Ontology annotation, molecular function: RNA polymerase II cis-regulatory region sequence-specific DNA binding; DNA-binding transcription factor activity, RNA polymerase II-specific.